Molecule: messenger RNA, 1638 nt
Organism: Malaclemys terrapin pileata
Lineage: Eukaryota; Metazoa; Chordata; Testudines; Emydidae
Exons: 12
Coding region: 55-1638 (527 amino acids)
Biological process (GO): protein desumoylation
Cellular component (GO): nucleus
Molecular function (GO): nucleic acid binding; deSUMOylase activity
Source: RefSeq, a predicted model, not a curated record
CCCAAUGGAUUGGUUGAAAAUGCUAAUAAAUCCAUAAAAAGAGCAUUGCGAAAGAUGGUUGAUGACAACGGGAGUAAUUGGGAUAAAUUACUUGACCCCAGUUUGUUUUCUUUGAGGACUAAAAUACACGCAUCAACAAAAAUGUCACCAUUUCGACUAAUGUUUUGUGUAGACCCACGGUUUCCAGAAGAAGUCUCAGAGAAUUACACGAUCCCAGAUCUGGAUACACUUGAGGAAGAAUGCUGCAAAGACUACAGCAUCAAUAGGAAAUCGAGACAUGAGGCUGACAUUGCACUGGCCCUAAGUAACAUUUCUAAAGCACAAGAAAAGCAACAAAGAAAUUAUGCUAAAAGAAAGAUUUCUAAAUAUGGGGAAAUAACCUUUGCUGUUGGUGACUCUGUUCUGUUACUGAACGCUAGAAAGAGAACAAGAAAAGGAGCAGUACUGGAAUCUAACUAUCGGGGACCAUACAAAAUUACAACCGUUGAGGGUAAGAGAGUGAAAUUAGAAACCAUCUCAGGGAAACAGUUAGGAACCAUGUACAGUAUUGCACACUUCAAACCAUUCAAAGAGCCACCAACAUUAGCUGCUGAAAGCACAUCAGAGGGAAAACUCGGAACUGAAAUUGCAGUUGGUGACACUGAACCAGAAAUACCCAUGGAAGAAAUUAGAAAAGUGGUUGGUACUGUAUCUCACGACAGCACAUUAAAAAACAUAGAGGUCACAGCAAUGGAAGAGGAGGAGUAUAUAGGGCAAGAUGUUUCAAAGAAUGAUACAAGUGAUGCGGAUGACAUUUUUGAUGACGUGCUUAUGGAGGACGUGGAAAACAAGCAAUGGAUUCUGAAAGUCAAAUUUGUAAUGACCGACAAACACACAGAGAGACUGGAGGCCAAAGUGAGAAACAUAAAAUUGUAUGGCUCCUCAUUUCAUUGCCUGAAACCGAGAAACUGGUUAAGUGAUGAGGUUAUUGAUGCAUAUUUGAGCUGUGUGGUCGAGAAAGCAGAUGGAAAGGUACAAGCCAUCUCAUCAGUAGUUUCUACUGUCAUUCUCUCAGGCAGAGCUCCACAAAUUAAAGUGAAGAGUGAAUUACUUCAAAAUGAUAUAUUAUUGCUUCCUUACCACACACCAGGUCAUUGGGUUCUUGCGAUAGCCUCGAUGAAAAAAAAAGAAUUGUUAAUAAUUGACCCCUUGUGUGAUGAGAUGAGAUAUGAAAGAACAUGCCUGAGGAAUUGGAGAAACUUCAACAAACGAUUAACUGGAAAAUCCUCAUCUGAUUGGAACAGUAAAAUUGUUCAUCAUCCCAGACAAAGUGAUGGCCACAACUGCGGACCACUCAUCUUAAAGUUUGCAGAAGCAUAUUUGGAGCACAAAGACAUAAGUAUGGUAGAAACAACACAAGAGGCUAAUAUUGCGUUUAGAAGACAUAUAGCAAUUCUUCUAAUGAAGGAGUCAGAAAACGUGGAAGACUACUGCAUAUACUGCAACCUCGUCAACUGUGAAAAGGAAAGUGAGGAUUGCACGAUGGUACAGUGUGAUUCUUGCAAGAGAUGGGCACAUAUGCCCUGCAUUACAGAAGGAACCAAUCAAGACUACCUGACUGAUGCCAAGAAAGAGUACAACUGCAAGAAAUGUGCAUAG